AUGAGCGGUGGCGCGGGGUCAUCAUCAGAAGAAGCCGGUCAGCGGGAGGACAUGCCGGCGGUGGUGGAGGUUCGGCAGCACGGCGACGGGGCGAGCCUGGACGUGGUGCUCAGCAGCAGCGUGGAGCGACCCUUCAUGCUGCACAAGGUGGUCACCGUGCUGCAGGAAGAAGGCGCCGAGACCAUCAACGCCAACUUCUCCGUCGCCGGCACCAAAAUCUUCUGCACCAUCCACUGCCGGCUAAGCUAG
Molecule: messenger RNA, 249 nt
Organism: Miscanthus lutarioriparius
Lineage: Eukaryota; Viridiplantae; Streptophyta; Magnoliopsida; Poales; Poaceae
Source: the annotation of a GenBank genome assembly